Messenger RNA from Kluyveromyces marxianus DMKU3-1042, 1263 nucleotides. RefSeq lists its product as uncharacterized. Bases 1 to 1263 code for a protein of 420 amino acids. The record is from RefSeq and is a predicted model, not a curated record. The transcript has a single exon. Lineage: Eukaryota; Fungi; Ascomycota; Saccharomycetes; Saccharomycetales; Saccharomycetaceae.
AUGUUCAGUAAACUAUCAUUUAAUAAUAUUACAGAUUCAAUCAGUAAUGCGGCACAUCGUACUCAAGAGCAGUUCUCUUCUGCUAUUGAAAAAAUUCAUCUUGACGACCCAGAGACCAGAUUGUCUAUCCUGAAACGGAGACAUCAAUUGCAGGAGACUUUAGGAACCGUUCAUGAUAUCAGUCAACUCCCAGUACAGUAUAAGUUUUUGGAGCAAAAGAGUGACGCGCUUGAAAAGAUUUGCAAGAGGUUAUUGAUGGUUACAAAGACUUUUGAAGUAGAAGGUUAUGACUAUCCCCCUAAUUUAACGGAGUCUUUCAAUGAUUGGUGGAGUGGUAACAAGGACUUCUUUUCAUUUAGUAAGAAGAAGCAAGAAGCUGCGUCCAAGAAGGCGAAGGCAGAAGGGGCCGAAAAUGGGUUGUUGCCAAGAUCUUUUGCACAAGCCUUAUCAAAGGCUACAGCAGACUCCGCAGUAGUGUUGAAGCAAUUGAAGGAGGAAGAAUCGAAGAAGGUUGACGAAACUACUGCCACAUCGCAAGCUUCAGGCAACGUGGAAGAAUCAGAAACUCCAAAGAAAGAUGUUGAGACCGACAAAGCCGAAGAUGCCGAAGAUGCCGAAGAUGACGAAGAUGACGAAGACAUUGAGGCUUUAAUAAAGGUAUUUGAGUCGUGGACUAAAUGCCAAUUGUCAAUGGAUCAAAGUAAGGCUGAGAUGGACAGCUUAAUGGUGAAGGAAUUCAACGCUAAGUUGACCAAAUUAAUUGAAGAAGAUUUCAAAAAGGGACAUGAAUUGCGUGCUAAGGUCCAAGAUGCUAGAUUAAAGUUCGACACAUUGCGCCACGAAAUCAAGAUUAAGGAACAAGAAAAGGAGGCCCAACAAAAGGCUAAGGAAGAGGCUAAGGAACUAGAAACCACAAAGGAAGAGACUAAGGAAAAGACUAAGGAGCCAAAUUCUGAAGAAAAAGAGAAACCUGAGAAGGCAGCUGAAUCAAAAGAAACAGAGCAAACAACUGAACAGAAGGGAUCUGAAAAGGUCCAAGAAACUGAAGAUGCAGAUUCUAAAUUAUUUGAAGAACUCGAGGAUCAAUUCGUGUCUGUAACCUCAGAAACUGUGGAGUUCCUUGGUGAGCUAACAGACAGCACUGAAAUUAUCUCCUUAGUCAAGCUUUUCCAUAACUUCCAGCUAUUGCACUAUAAACAAUGUGUUAAGAGUUUAGAGGAAAAUCUUGAAGUCUUGAACUCUCUAGAUUCUGGCGAAAAUUAA